Molecule: messenger RNA, 1812 nt
Organism: Venustampulla echinocandica
Lineage: Eukaryota; Fungi; Ascomycota; Leotiomycetes; Helotiales; Pleuroascaceae
Exons: 4
Coding region: 1-1812 (603 amino acids)
Source: RefSeq, a predicted model, not a curated record
AUGUAUUUGGAUGGGGUCGACUCAUAUGUAUUGGAGGAAGAUGUGGCUAUGAGGGCGUAUCAGACGAGGGAUACUCGAUUCAGUGGAUGCUUUGAUGGCUGCAAUUAUCAAGAUCAGCUCGGUUCGGCAUACACCAUCCUCGAUCUCUGCAACGCGUUCGAAGUAGCCGUUGACUUUCCUGAGGCAAUGGUUCCUAUUGCGAAGCGCCAGGGAUUGGAAUCUGGAAGCCGUACUGUUUCUUUGAUAGCCACCCGCUCGGCCGGUUCUACGUCAACAAGAUCUACCAGUAGGGUUACUUCCCAGACCAUAGGACGCCAGACUUUAACUGAAACUUCAUUAGGCACUACUACUACCAGUACCCCAAAAGAGACGACACCCAGUGAAACUACACCAGCCAACAACAAUAACAAUCCUACCAGUACCCCAACAGAGACAUCACUCAGCAACAAUGGUGAUCCCGCCAGUAGUUCCCCCCAUGGCGGUCUUUCAUCUGCCGCCAAAAUAGCCAUCGGUUGCGGUGUUGCAAUACCUAUUGUUAUUGUUCUCCUCAUCCUCGGCGCGGGCUUUUACUUUUGGCGUCGCAGGAGGCAAGGGAAACACAUGAGCAAAGCCGGCGAAACCGGCGAAGUGCCAGAGACGAACGAUAGAGGCCUUCCCGAGCUAAUGGCCCCCGCUGUCGACAUCAAAAAGCCCGAUCAGGUGCAAUAUAAUCCGCCCCACCAAGGUCGCCUACCCGUUGAAGCAGGCGGUGUCCCGAUUAACGAGAUGAAUUAUAAUACUGUUGAAGCAGGCGGCGCCCCAAUCAACGAGCUGCAUCAUAAUACCGUUGGGCGAAUACCAGAAAGCGAGAAGCCGUUUGAACUUCAUGGCCACACUGCACCCACUCCAGUGUACGAUUCAACUGCCCAUACAGGUGAUAAUUCUGUUUCGCCGGCACAUCGCACUUCUGCCAUUGCGAGAAAAAGCAUUCCGGCGCCAUCUGUGCCACCAGCCACGAGCUCCGCUUCGACGUUUCCCCCACCUUGGUCCGGAGGCGAUGGCGCUGGCAACUGGGAUAGUGUAGGGCAAAAUGUUUCCCCACCUCAAGAGGCAACUACUUCCAUGGAACAAUCGUCACAACGAAGUAUUCCGCAAGGGGUUACUUCGCCAGGAGGUUCCGAGGAUGCAGAGUUGAUGUCCUUGGAGUUGGAGGUUGAGCAGGUUCGACAGAGGAAAGAACGGCUACGGCAUAUGCAGGAAUUGGAGGCGAAGGAAGAAGAGCUGCUGAGGAGGAUUGAUGAGAAGAAAAAGGCCGCCAGCGGUGCUGGUGGGGCUGUUGAAAAGAGCAGUAUUAAGAUCUGUCUCACCACCUUGAAGCCUUUAGCUGCACGGUUCUUCCCGGGGCUUCUGGUAUCGAACCAAGCCGAGACGGAAUACACUUGUCCAUAUUGUAAUGGCACUCGUCUUCGAUCAGAACACUUGGACCCAGGCUUGAGUGCUAUAAAUAGAACCGCGCCGCUGAAUUCGCACAGUGACACCAGUAUCUUACCAUCUCCUGAGAAUUUCGACAUGGAGAAUCUCCCCGGCGAAGGAAGCUCUGGAGGUUUGAACGACUUUGUGUUGCCUAUUCAGAGUAACGUGGUGGAUAUCCGUGCGGGCCACGGUCAGAGUUUCGCCAGUGUCGUGAACGAAAAAGAGAAGGAACAGGGUGAUUGGGGAAGCAAAAGAUGGGAAAAUGGAAACGCGGGGCUUACAACUAUUAGAGUGGACACAGUGGUGGAGCAGAGAUUUGAGGUGGAUAGCCAUCAGGCUAGAAGGUCAUCGCCCAAGUAA